Ipomoea triloba (trilobed morning glory) is the source of this 4947-nucleotide messenger RNA. Its product is annotated as ABC transporter C family member 3-like. The coding region runs from base 215 to 4738 and encodes 1507 amino acids. Gene Ontology annotation, cellular component: plant-type vacuole; vacuolar membrane. Gene Ontology annotation, biological process: transmembrane transport. Lineage: Eukaryota; Viridiplantae; Streptophyta; Magnoliopsida; Solanales; Convolvulaceae. The transcript is spliced from 10 exons. Gene Ontology annotation, molecular function: ABC-type transporter activity; ATP binding; ATP hydrolysis activity. The record is from RefSeq and is a predicted model, not a curated record.
AUCUUGGAAUCUUGGGCACCACGCUUUCAGAUUCCGUUGUACAUACACCGGUAUCUACGGCGCCAGCAUUGACCCUAUGCCAUCACUCAUUGGGUAAAGGGUUAAGGCUGUGUAACUGUCCGUCGACCCACGCCGCUGUAUAUAAACCAAUGUCUUCCACACCCAAACCAAAAUAAACAUUCUAUCAGGAAACUCAAGCUGCCCUUUCAAAAUCAUGGAAACUACACUAUCUAUAUCGGGCAUGCUUGGGUUUCUGCAAUCUUACCCAUUUUCUUUGAGUCUUGUAGGAGGCCAUGGCCAUCCUCUCCUCAGCCCGGCUUUCCUUCGUGCCAUCUCUGCUUCACUGCACCUGGUUUUGUUGCUCCUGCUCUUUGUAACUUGGUUGUUCAAGAAAAUGAAAAGUUGCCCAGAUAAAAACGCUGGUCAUAUGCAAAAACAGAGGUGCUUGUAUUUCAAACCAGUCCUUCUCUCUUCUUUGGGUCUCUCACUUUUCAGUCUUGUUCUCUGUUUCUUGAGUCUGUUUUGUUGGUAUAGAAAUGGUUGGUCUGAUGAAAAAGUUCUAUUCCUUUUGGAUGUCGUGAUAAAAACCAUUUCUUGGUGUGUAAUCUCCCUUUUAUUGCACACCCAAUUGAAUUCAGGUGAAGUUAAGUAUCCUCUUGUUUUGAGAGUGUGGUGGGGUUGUUUCUUCCUUCAGUCUUGUUAUUGCCUAGCAGUAGACAUUGUUUAUUGCAAAAAGAAUGGAAAUUUGCCUACCCAAUUUUGGAUUUCUGACAUAGUUUCCUCUGUCUUAGGCUUAUUCUUCUGUUUGGUAUGCUUUUUUGGUAGAAGAGAGGGUGGUGAUGAGCUUCUUAGGCAACCCCUAUUAAAUGAUAGUGCUAGAAAUGUUGCAGAAGUGAAAAAGAAUUCUGGAGAUGAAACUGUUACUCCUUAUGCCACUGCCAACAUUUUUAGUAAACUUACUUUCUCUUGGAUGAGUCCUCUAAUUUCUAGUGGCAACAAGAAAACAUUGGACCUUGAGGAUAUCCCUCAGCUGGCUGGUUUUGAUAGUGUUAGAGGGUCUUUUCCAAUCUUUAAAGAUAGGCUAGAAUCUUCUAGUGAGGGGAGUACUAAAUUAACUACUUUCAUGCUUGUGAAAGCUUUGGUUUUCACAGCAUGGAAGGAUAUUCUCUUAUCUGGCUUCUAUGCUGGCUCUUACACAUUGGCUUCAUAUGUUGGACCUUACCUCAUUGAUGCCUUUGUUCAAUUCCUCAAUGGAAAUCAAGAAUAUAGAAACCAAGGCUACGUCUUGGUUUCUAUAUUCUUUGUUGCAAAGGUUGUUGAGUGCUUGUCGAUGAGGCACUGGUUCUUCAAGGUGCAGCAGGCAGGCUACAGGGCACGGGCAGCACUGGUUGCCAAAGUCUACAAUAAAGGCUUGACCCUUUCAUGCCAUUCAAAGCAGAGCCACACUAGUGGGGAGAUAAUCAAUUUUAUGACUGUAGAUGCCGAGAGGAUUGGUGACUUUGGUUGGUACAUGCAUGACCCUUGGAUGGUACUUGUCCAAAUUGGUCUUGCAUUGAUAAUUCUCUACAAGAGUCUUGGGCUUGCUUCAAUUGCAGCUUUCGUUGCUACUGUUAUGGUGAUGUUGGCAAACCUCCCUUUGGGGAAAUUGCAAGAGAAAUUCCAAGACAAACUUAUGAAAUCAAAGGAUAGUAGGAUGAAGGCAACAUCUGAAGUCUUGAGGAACAUGAGAAUCCUCAAACUUCAAGCUUGGGAGAUGAAAUUUUUGUCCAAAAUCCUUGAGCUCAGAAAUACUGAGGCAGGAUGGUUGAAAAAAUAUGUUUACACUGCAUCUAUGACUACUUUUGUCUUUUGGAUUGCCCCUACUUUUGUGUCAGUAACUACAUUUGUUGCUGCAUCGAUUAUGGGUAUCCCACUUGAAUCAGGAAAAAUACUAUCUGCACUUGCCACGUUUAGAAUACUUCAGGAGUCUAUUUAUAAUCUUCCAGAUACAAUUUCAAUGAUUGCUCAGACUAAAGUUUCCCUUGAUCGAAUCGCAUCAUUUCUUUCCCUUGAUGACCUCCAACCGGAUGUCAUAGAGAAGCUUCCAAGAAGCAGUUCUGAUGUAGCAAUUGAGAUUGUUGAUGGCAAUUUCAGUUGGGAUGAAUCCUCUCCUACACCAUUUCUCAAGGACAUUAAUCUUAAGGUUCAUAAUGGCAUGAGAGUUGCCAUUUGUGGUACUGUUGGUUCAGGAAAGUCAAGUUUGCUAACUUGCAUUUUGGGAGAAAUGCCCAAAAUAUCAGGAAGCAUUAAGAUCAGCGGGACAAAGGCCUAUGUUUCUCAGUCACCCUGGAUACCGAGUGGGAAAAUAGAAGAGAAUAUAUUGUUUGGUAAGAAGAUGGAAAGAGAGAAGUAUGAUAGAGUUCUUGAAGCAUGUUCCUUAAAGAAAGACCUGGAAAUUCUCUCCUUUGGUGAUCAAACAGUCAUAGGCGAGAGAGGUAUCAACUUGAGUGGCGGGCAGAAGCAAAGAAUACAGAUUGCACGUGCUUUAUACCAGGAUGCUGACAUUUAUCUGUUUGAUGAUCCAUUCAGUGCAGUGGAUGCUCAUACAGGAACCCAUCUCUUCAAUGAAUGCAUAUUGGGGCUUCUGGGCUCAAAAACAGUCAUAUAUGUUACGCAUCAAGUAGAGUUUUUACCUGCUGCGGAUUUGAUCUUUGUUAUGAAAGAUGGAAGGGUUACACAGGCUGGAAAAUACAAUGACAUUCUCAAAUUGGGUAGUGACUUUAUGGAACUUGUGAGUGCUCACAGAGAAGCUUUAUCAGCAAUAGAUUACUUUGGGGGAAGACAGGCAGUCACAAGUGAAGACAGUAGUGACUUGACCGGUAUUAUCAGUACUCAGAAAGAAGAAGCUACUGAUGGUCAAAAUGGUAAAUCUAAUAAUGCUAUGGAACCAAAGGGCCAACUUGUCCAGGAAGAGGAAAGAGAGAAAGGCAGUGUUAGUUUGUCAGUUUAUUGGAAAUAUAUCACUACAGCAUAUGGAGGUGCCCUAGUGCCCUUCAUAUUGUUGGCACAAAUACUCUUUCAGGCACUUCAAAUUGGAAGCAAUUAUUGGAUGGCUUGGGCCACUCCCGUGUCUGAAACUGAGGCACCUCCAGUUGGUAGCUCGACGCUCAUUAUUGUGUAUGUUGCUCUAGCAAUUGGGAGUUCUUUUUGCAUCCUCGGCAGAUCCUUGUUGCUUGUGACCGCUGGAUACAAGACAGCGGCUCAACUAUUUCAUAAAAUGCAUCUGUGCCUUUUCCGUGCUCCAAUGUCUUUCUUCGAUGCCACACCCAGUGGGCGUAUUCUAAAUAGAGCAUCCACAGACCAGAGUGCAGUUGAUCUGAACAUUCCAUUCCAAAUUGGAGCUUUUGCCUUCACAAUAAUUCAGCUUUUCAGUAUCAUUGCAGUAAUGUCUCAAAUUGCAUGGCAGGUUUUCAUUGUCUUUAUUCCGGUGAUUGCGAUUUGCAUCUAUAUAGAGCAAUAUUACAUACCUUCUGCACGAGAAUUGGCAAGGUUAUGUGGAGUUUGUAAGUCUCCAGUCAUACAACACUUUGCUGAGACUCUAUCAGGAUCAACUACAAUUAGAAGUUUUGACCAAGAAGCCAGAUUUCGCGAUUUGAGUAUGAAACUGAUAGACGGCUAUAAUAGGCCAAAGUUUCACACUGCCGGUGCUAUGGAGUGGCUUUGCUUUCGCUUGGAUAUUUUGUCUUUGAUCACUUUCUCCUUUUCGUUGGUGUUCUUGAUCUCUAUUCCUGUUGGAACUAUAGAUGCGAGUGUUGCUGGUUUAGCUGUGACAUAUGGGCUUAAUCUCAACAUGUUACAAGCUUGGGUUGUAUGGAAUCUUUGCAGUCUGGAGAAUAAGAUUAUUUCGGUUGAAAGAAUACUUCAAUAUAGUUCUCUCCCAAGUGAGCCCCCUCUUGUUAUUGAAUCUAACAGGCCUAACCCUGAUUGGCCAUCAAAUGGAGAGGUUGAUAUCAGCAAUAUCCAGGUCCGAUAUGCUCCUCAUAUGCCUCUUGUUUUACGAGGCAUCACAUGCACUUUGUUUGGAGGGAAGAAGACCGGUGUAGUUGGUAGGACGGGCAGUGGUAAAUCGACUCUUAUACAGACCUUCUUCCGUAUUGUUGAACCAGCUGCUGGAGAAAUACGUGUAGAUGGUGUCAGUAUAUCGUCGAUUGGACUGCAUGAUUUGCGGUCUAGAUUGAGCAUUAUUCCACAAGAUCCAACCAUGUUUGAGGGCACAGUUCGUAGCAAUCUGGAUCCACUUGAAGAGUACACAGAUGAACAAAUUUGGGAGGCUCUUGAUAAGUGCCAAUUGGGAGACGAAGUUAGAAGAAAGGAAGGCAAACUCGAUUCUGCAGUUACCGAGAAUGGAGAGAAUUGGAGCGUUGGCCAAAGGCAGCUCGUUUGUCUUGGUCGUGUGCUACUGAAGAAAACCAAGAUUUUGGUACUUGACGAGGCAACAGCAUCAGUUGACACCGCAACAGAUAAUCUGAUCCAAGAAACUCUAAAGGAACACUUCUCAGACUCCACUGUCAUAACCAUUGCACAUCGGAUAACUUCUGUGGUCGACAGUGACAUGGUUCUGCUAUUAGAUCACGGCCUGAUUGCUGAAUAUGAUACUCCUGCAAAUUUGCUGGAAAACAGAUCCUCAUUGUUUGCCAAGCUUGUAGCAGAAUAUAGCACGCGAUCAAGUUCUCGCCACGAAAAUUUAUCUCAAGAAUAGGGCUGGUACAUGGUUUUGUUAACUGUUGGUUGGUGUUAACAGACAAUGGGAGGACUAAUUGGUUAACCAUAAAUAGUGGAUGCCAAGAUAAAUCAGUGCAGGAAAUAGGAUUAAGAUAUGGCUUUUGCUUUAAAAUGUUGUCUACAACUGUUGAAUUUGUAUCAGUUCUGAAUAAGAUUUAAUGUUAGUGUUUGGAUUAUAUACUUCAA